Messenger RNA from Cervus elaphus (red deer), 5031 nucleotides. RefSeq names its product MTSS I-BAR domain containing 1 (gene MTSS1). The coding region runs from base 539 to 2821 and encodes 760 amino acids. Gene Ontology annotation, molecular function: actin binding; phospholipid binding. The record is from RefSeq and is a predicted model, not a curated record. NCBI's taxonomy places the organism in Eukaryota, Metazoa, Chordata, Mammalia, Artiodactyla, Cervidae. Gene Ontology annotation, cellular component: actin cytoskeleton; cytoplasmic side of plasma membrane. The transcript is spliced from 15 exons. Gene Ontology annotation, biological process: plasma membrane organization; positive regulation of actin filament bundle assembly; adherens junction maintenance.
GUCCCCAGUAGCCGAGCUGUAGCGAGCGCCGGGGCUGGGCGCGCAGGACAGAAAAGGAGGCGGCGGCCGCGGCUGCGAGCAACAGAUCAGGGCUCCGCGAGCAGACCCACUCUGCUCUUGGGCGAUUUUUUUUUGUUUCAUUUCAGAAACAUCGGUUAAAUUAGAAAAUCUUGCAUUUUGAAAUGGCGCUGGCCCCGGGUCAGCGGGCGAUUUUCUCUGCUUCAAGAUGGGCUUUGCCUUUUCUGUCGUGGGCACCAGUGGUGGCCUGAUUGUCAGUCUUCUCCGGGCAUUUUUAAGGCCAGGAGCUGAGCGCUGCCUGUAGGCGCCCUACAGAGCGGUUUGGCUUUUUAAAAUUUUUAGUAUUAUUUUGGGCAGUGAACAGUCUAUCUCGGGCAUUUCGUCCUCUUUGCAGAAGAGGCUGCGAGUCGGAGGUGGGUCACUCAGAGGGUGAAAUUCCUCCCGGGGUGAGCGAUCCCCGGCCCCGCACACAGUCCAGGCGGCUCCGAGUGUGUGUCCUGCCCCUGCCCGCGCCGGGAAAAUGGAGGCUGUGAUUGAGAAGGAAUGCAGCGCGCUCGGAGGCCUCUUCCAGACCAUCAUUAGCGACAUGAAGGGGAGCUAUCCGGUUUGGGAAGAUUUCAUUAACAAAGCUGGAAAGCUGCAGUCCCAGCUUCGGACAACGGUAGUAGCAGCAGCUGCCUUCUUGGACGCCUUUCAGAAAGUGGCUGACAUGGCCACCAACACACGUGGUGGUACCAGGGAGAUCGGAUCUGCCCUGACCAGGAUGUGCAUGAGGCAUCGGAGCAUAGAAGCCAAGCUGAGGCAGUUCUCCAGUGCUUUAAUCGAUUGUCUGAUAAACCCACUUCAAGAGCAGAUGGAAGAAUGGAAGAAAGUGGCCAACCAGCUGGAUAAAGACCACGCGAAAGAAUAUAAAAAAGCUCGCCAAGAGAUAAAAAAGAAGUCCUCAGAUACACUGAAACUGCAGAAGAAAGCCAAAAAAGUGGACGCUCUCGGGCGAGGUGACAUCCAGCCCCAGCUGGACAGCGCGCUCCAAGACGUCAAUGACAAGUAUCUCCUAUUGGAAGAAACAGAGAAGCAGGCUGUCCGGAAGGCUUUGAUCGAAGAACGCGGCCGGUUCUGCACCUUCAUUUCUAUGCUGCGGCCCGUGAUUGAAGAAGAAAUCUCAAUGCUGGGGGAAAUCACUCACCUGCAGACCAUAUCAGAAGAUCUGAAAAGCCUGACCAUGGACCCUCACAAACUGCCCUCCUCAAGUGAACAGGUGAUUUUGGACUUGAAAGGUUCUGAUUACAGUUGGUCAUACCAGACCCCACCCUCUUCUCCGAGCACCACCAUGUCCCGCAAGUCAAGCGUCUGCAGCAGCCUGAAUAGCGUCAACAGCAGCGACUCGCGGUCCAGCGGCUCCCACGGCUCCCACUCGCACUCGCCCAGCUCCCACUACCGCUACCGCGGCUCCAGCCUGGCCCAGCAGGCGCCCGUGCGGCUGUCCAGCGUGUCCUCCCACGACUCAGGCUUCAUCUCCCAGGACGCCUUCCAGUCCAAGUCGCCGUCCCCCAUGCCGCCUGAGGCCCCCAACCAGUUGUCUAACGGGUUUUCUCACUAUAGUUUAUCAACUGAAUCCCAUGUGGGGCCCGUAGGGGCGAGCCUUUUCCCUCAUUGCCUGCCCGCCUCCCGCCUGCUCCCUCGGGUCACCUCUGUCCAUCUUCCAGACUACGCUCAUUAUUACACCAUUGGGCCCGGCAUGUUCCCGUCAUCUCAGAUCCCUAGCUGGAAGGACUGGGCCAAGCCAGGACCUUACGAUCAGCCUCUGGUGAACACCCUUCAGCGCCGCAAAGAGAAGCGAGAGCCAGACCCCAGCGGAGGAGGCCCCACUGCGGCAGGAGGUGCCCCCGCCGCUACCGAGGAGGCCCAGAGGCCAAGGAGCAUGACCGUGUCGGCCGCCACCAGGCCUGGAGAGGAGAUGGAGGCCUGUGAGGAGCUGGCCCUGGCCCUGUCUCGGGGCCUCCAGCUGGACACCCAGAGGAGCAGCCGGGACUCGCUCCAGUGCUCCAGUGGCUACAGCACCCAGACCACCACCCCCUGCUGCUCCGAGGACACCAUCCCCUCCCAAGUUUCAGAUUACGAUUAUUUCUCUGUAAGUGGUGACCAGGAGGCUGAUCAGCAGGAGUUUGACAAAUCCUCCACCAUCCCAAGAAACAGCGACAUCAGCCAGUCCUAUCGAAGGAUGUUCCAAGCCAAGCGCCCGGCCUCAACCGCGGGCCUUCCCACCACCCUCGGACCUGCUAUGGUCACCCCAGGGGUUGCCACCAUCCGACGGACCCCUUCCACCAAGCCUUCUGUCCGCCGGGGGACCAUAGGAGCUGGUCCCAUCCCCAUCAAGACACCCGUGAUCCCUGUCAAGACCCCCACUGUUCCAGACCUCCCUGGGGUGCUCCCAGCCCCUCCAGAUGGGCCCGAGGAGCGGGGUGAGCACAGCCCAGAGUCGCCGUCUGUGGGUGAGGGCCCCCAGGGUGGCACCAGCGUGCCCGCCUCAAUGUGGAGCGGCCAAGCCUCCAUCAACCCCCCUCUUCCAGGCCCGAAGCCAAGCAUCCCCGAGGAGCACAGACAGGCAAUUCCAGAAAGCGAGGCCGAAGACCAGGAUCCCCCAAGUGCCACUGCCUCCCCAGGCCAGGUUCCAGAGAGCGACCCUGCAGAUCUGAGCCCGAGGGACGUCCCUCAAGGAGAAGACAUGCUGAAUGCCAUCCGAAGGGGCGUGAAGCUGAAGAAGACCACGACAAAUGACCGCUCAGCCCCGCGCUUCUCUUAGGCUCUCAAGAAAUGCUGCCAGUGGGGAAUGAACUCUCUAAUUAAUAAGACCUAAUUUGUCUUGAUCCAUUCCAAUCUAUAAUCAAAAGAUUUUGUAGGCAACUCAGAACACAGCUCUUUUGAAAGUACACCUUUAGAUAAGAAUUAAAAGUAACAUAUGUAACUGACAUAACCUUGAUCUUUUAAUUUGUAAAUAUCAACAGUUUUCUUUCUGCACAUUUUAAUCUUAAGUUCCUCUUUUGAUUUUUCUGAAGGUGCCAAAUUCCAUUUAACUUUUUUACAAGUCUUUGUAAAAUUUUAAAUGCAUAAGGGCGGGGGGAGGUCGGGCAGGGGAACCACAAAGUUAGUGAGUUCAGAAGAAAGGAUAACUAUACUUAGCUUUUUUUCUUUUCUUUGUUUUCCUGCAAGCUUUUGUAGAUGCAUUGUAGUAGUCUGGCUUAGGAGCAAAUUCAAGUUAUUUUAAUGUACAAACAAAAUGGAUAAGGAGUAAAAAUCCUUAUCCAAGCAAACUACUUUCGGGAUGAGAAAUGCGGGAGUCAGUUGAUGAGCAAUAUUUGGAGUGAAGUAACUCUGGAAAUGGUAGACUGUGUUGGGAUUGGGGGGAGGGUCGGGGGAGGGGCACACUGUCAACAUAGCCGAUCCUGUUACAUUUAAGGGUAGCCUCGUAGGUUGAAAUUUCUAGUAGCUUCAUGGUAAAUGCAUCCGAAUAAGCCAUACUGGAUUGCAGUGUUUGUUUCUGUAGGGUGUUUAAGGACUUCCUUUCUCCCACGAUUCCUCCUGACUGCACACAGCACCCACCUCCAGUCCUGUGCAUGCGGCCACCGGGUAGACAUAGAACCCCCACUUCAGUUACUCGUCUGUUAUACCCACUUUCAUUGAGUCCAAAUGCAUCCAAAAUGGUAAGGCAGUUUUAAAAAUGUGAAAACAUUUAAAAAUGAUAGCAGGGAAUUCUUAGAUAUAGCAAAUGCCUUUUACUUAACUGUGCCCAGCAGGCUGGGUGCGUUGAAAAGCCCAAAUAUUUUGAAAAAACUCGAGCGGAUUUAACAAGGGUAACCAGCUUGGAGUCGAGCAACUUGCCAAUGUGUUUACCAGUCUGGGGGCUUGUUUUUCUUAUCUUCUUUUAAAUAAGUGGCAGUUAACUGGCUUCAUACUAAACAUCGGAGAGGAGGAUUUCUUUCUUGUCACCUGGAAUCUGACCACUAUACUGUCCUCUUUUGUAUCCUAGGUAAUGUUUUUUGGAAUGGAUUUCUGUCUUUUAUUUUUUAAGUGAAAGUUAAAUUUGUUAUAAUGCCCAUCCCCUAAAGCCAACAGAGAUUUGUAGAUUUAAAGGAUCACAUCUGGGGACUGCAAUGGUGUUUUAAAAAAAAAGAAAGCCAGCCUCUUAAUGGGGUCAGUUCAAAGUGCUCAUUUGGGACCGAAUCUCUCAAGGAGAAAGAGCCUGGCGGGUCUCCCGGGGCCUGCAGAUCUCUGUUGGUGGCAAGCUUCGGCUACAUACUCUUAUGCUUUAAUACAUAACUGCAUUGGAUGUGAAAGAAAUGUACCUGUAUAGUCACUGUUCUAUAUAUUAACAUUUAACACUGCUGUGAUCGCUCAAGGACAUUUUAUGUUAUGGCUUUAAAGCAAAGGCAUGAUUAUUAGAAACUAUUUAAGCUUUUUUUCUUUGAAAAACAAGCUCCUUUUACAGAAUAUAAGCAACAGUAGUGCCUGUGGUUUAGCCCACCAAUCUUGAUGACUAAAAGUAGCUGAUGCAUUGUGCAUAUGAUGCUUGAGAUGGUUUUUGCAAAAGCAGAAAUCACUGCAAGGUAAUUACGUUAGAUAAAAGUGGUAUUUUAAACCUUUGAAAUAAAUGGAUGUAACUGUACCCUGGUACAGCUUUUCACUUGUUUAGUUUUUAAACGUUAGUAUAAUCUGAAUAAAUUUAAUAUAAAAUGUUGCCAAAUUCAAUGUAGAAAGAAUGUGACAAAACACCUUUGGUAGUUCUGUUUGUGUUUUUGCAUAUUGUAAAAGCAGUGUCACAGCUGAAAAUAAAGAGAUCGUUUCUAAAGGUAAAUUAUUGUGGUUUAGUUGCUAGUUUGUACUGAGAGUUGACCUCUCCCUGUGCAGUUUUUUGUUCUAAACUUGUAUAAAUAACAAUUGUGUAACGUGUCUCCCUUCUACCUUGUAACAGUUGCUUCAGCCUACAUUAUAAAUAAAGAACCACUAGAAAAAAAA